AUGGGCUUCGCAACGUCGGCCGCGAGCUUCGCAGGCAUGCGAAACCUGCCGUUCUCGGAAGACGAAGAUCACUCAUUCGACUGUGUAUAUCGCACCUCUGAUGGGAGCGGCACCGAAAUUGCUUCAAAUAAACGAAAACGAGAUGUCGAAGAGCCUCAGCGAACGUUGGAGUCGGUUUCACGUCCACACCCGAGUGUUUUGAAUCAAACACAGCGCCAAAAGAGUACCGGCAGACCGUCUCCAUGGCCUAUUCCGCACCAGAGUGAUCGUUCUCAGAGUGUGAGCAAUACUAACAGGUUAUCAUCAACCGGCACCCCCCAAACCCAGUCGGCCGGUUUGUUGAGGGUUCACCCCCGAGCUGCCGUUCACACUUCCGAAACUACGAUCCCGUCGACUAGACCAUCCGACGAUUCACAUAGUAAACAUCAACCCCCUAAAGACCUCAAACCAACCAAGCUGACCAUAUCUUCAGCCCCAACUUCUGAGAUAGGCGAUGCUGCUUCAAGAGAUGGGCUCAGCGGGGUCAAUCUGCAUACCAAUGGGACCGAGUUCUAUGGUAACUCUUCAAAUCUCGCAUUCCUCGGGAAUCUAUAUAUGCGAGCACAGAAUCAAGCAGAAAGCAGAGAUCAUAAUCAACCUGACGAAGCUUCCCAGCCAAACAAAGCUUCACCCCAUAGCUUCAAUCAACGAUCACAGUUGUUAUCGUCAGAUACAAGCCAUGAAAAGCACGACAGCAGAUCAAGCAAGUCGCAGCUCUCGAUUGUGAACUUGCUUUACAAUGUUGAAUACACUGGACACCCAACGCCCCAAUCCCACAAUGGAGCCAAGGAUGCAACACAGAUGAGUCCCGGAGUCACAGGCGGUCCCAACAAAGUCUCCCCAAAUAGCAACGGCCAAGAUACCAACCUCGAAGUAUGCUUCCCGCGGCUUACAGAAACUGCACAGUUGGAGAUCGAGAAAAUCUUCAUUGGCAGCUAUUUUGCCAACAAGCAUUACAUCCACCCACUACUCUGCAAAGGUUCAUUCAUGCAACGCUGUGAGAGCGAAGCAUGGCCAAGUCCAAAACGUUCUAUACUCUUCCGUGGUGCGACGAAGUUCGCUGGACUUUACUUCGCAGUCGUCGCUUUAGGGGCAAUCAAUGCAAGCCCGAAUGAGACCUCCCUACUCGAACAUUUCUGCCAGCAAUCUGUGGAUGAACAGCAACCAAAAGUUCGAAAAGGAUCUGCGUUCACAGCGCUAGAUUUUGCAAAAUUCUUCUUCGGGCUUGCAAAGGGGACCCUGGGUAAUCUGUUUGAGAGUUCAUGCUUAGAGUCUGCUCAGACUCUUUUCCUUAUGAGUGUGUUCCUUCAGAACUCGCUACAGCCUCAUAGCUGUUAUAUGUACAGCGGUAUGGCUGCCCGCACAGCAGCGGCUAUAGGACUCGGCUCGAGCAUGUCUUUGUUGCCUCCUAGUGCUCGACGAGAAGCUAGGCGCACUUGGUGGUGCAUUUACUCUCAUGAAAUAGAAAUGUGCUGUUCUUCAGGACGUCUGGACAGCAUGAAAGAGUUACAUUACUACCAGACCUCCCUCCCCAAACUAAAGAUUGAUACCAACGACCUCGACCCGGACGCCGAGGACAACGACAUAGCCAUGAUCCCAGUAAUGGUCGCCCUAUCCAGAAUCAUGUCCGAAGCCUCCCACCAACUAUACCACUCCACACGACUGUCUCUAAGCGAUAAAUCCCAUCUUGCCAUGUCUCUCGACCACCGCCUCCUCAAAUGGAAAGCAAACAUCCCAUCCUUCCUAAACCUCGAUGCCCACGCACUAAACGAUCCCGAAUGGGCCUUCAAACAAAAACUAGUCUUGAGACUGAGAUACUACAACACCCGAAUUCUAAUCCACAAACCCUUCCUCGUAGCCGCCACCGCAAACACCACCACCCCAGACCUCUCCACCCAUCUCCAAACCUGCCUCGCCGCCGCCCGCACAAGUAUAAACAUGCAAUACGAGUCCUUCAUGCACAGAAUCUACAUCCGCACGUGGUGGUAUAACACAACCUACGCCCUCUACGGCUCAAUGAUCCUCCUCCACCUAAUCCUCUCCAACUACCCCAACCUCCCAGACACAGACCUCCUCGAAGACGUCGAGAAAUCCCUCCAAGUCUUCUCCGCCAUGGACGAGAUCAUCGUCGCCCGACGCUGCGCCGAAAUGCUCCGCGAGGUUCUGGAAGUCGCGCGCACCUGUCUAACUCGUCGACGCGGGGAUCUUCAGAACCCAUCCCCCGGAUCUGGGAUGCGUCAAUCAACCGAUCUAGAAGCUCCGUCUCGUAUUGCGAAUGCGUCGGUACAGAAUCCUCUGAAUCAAACGACGACGCCGAAAUCGGCCGGUGCUUCCUUGCCGGCGUUGUCGAUGUCCACGCCUGGCUUGUCGCUUGAUCCGCCGGGUGUGCUUGGACAACAGGAUGCCGAGGAUGGGGAUUUCUUUUUCUCGUUGUUUAGCAGUGGUGCGCAGACGCAGCCGGAUCGGACGAGGGCGGAGAUGUUGGCGAAUUUGGUGGAUUCGAGUGUAUUGGAGGAUUUUGCGUUUGGGGGGAAUGAGUUUUCUUUCUUUUGA
This is a messenger RNA of Penicillium paradoxum, 2592 nucleotides long. RefSeq names its product fungal specific transcription factor domain-containing protein. Gene Ontology annotation, cellular component: nucleus. The transcript has 9 exons. Gene Ontology annotation, molecular function: DNA-binding transcription factor activity, RNA polymerase II-specific; zinc ion binding; RNA polymerase II cis-regulatory region sequence-specific DNA binding. The coding region runs from base 1 to 2592 and encodes 863 amino acids. Gene Ontology annotation, biological process: DNA-templated transcription; positive regulation of transcription from RNA polymerase II promoter by galactose. NCBI's taxonomy places the organism in Eukaryota, Fungi, Ascomycota, Eurotiomycetes, Eurotiales, Aspergillaceae. The record is from RefSeq and is a predicted model, not a curated record.